Messenger RNA from Frankliniella occidentalis (western flower thrips), 4017 nucleotides. RefSeq names its product protein tipE (gene Teh2). Gene Ontology annotation, molecular function: sodium channel regulator activity. Gene Ontology annotation, biological process: regulation of sodium ion transport. The transcript has 4 exons. The record is from RefSeq and is a predicted model, not a curated record. Lineage: Eukaryota; Metazoa; Arthropoda; Insecta; Thysanoptera; Thripidae. The coding region runs from base 1148 to 2020 and encodes 290 amino acids.
GCCGCAGUCGCCGGUGAUCGCGCACUGGCCCUGCCCCGCCGACCCCCGGGCCACUGCGCGCGGCUCCGCGCGGACAGCGAGCACGUCGCGACGGACGACGUCGCCGGCAGCGGUGGCCUCGGCCUCCACGGCCCUCCUCCAGGGGAAGGCUGCUCGGCGCGGCCUUAGGCAACGCGUGCUGUCCGGGUGAGCGCAGACACAGGCAUUCCCCUCUUGGAGGAGAGCCCCGUGCACCAGCCGCAUAGCGUGUUUUCGCUGCAGGAACACUGAGCGCCACGCCACGCCACGCCUACCAAGGACUUCUUCAAGCACGCCAAUUCUUCGAGCAACACAAUUUUUCUCUUUCGGCUUCCUAUUUUUUCUAUUCUCUUUACUCUUUUACUCUUUCUCUCUCUUUCAUUUCUAUCUGUCCUCUCAGUGCACCACCGUGUCACUUCCCCUCUACCCCCCGUUUGGUUGGAUCUUCAGCCUCCGACGAACCAGCGGAUUUUCGCCCUCCUUUCUAACUAAGAAAAAAAUCCACUAAACACGAUUUUUUUCCAAAACUAACAACGAAAUCCCGUUUGAAAUUUGUAUUAUGACUACUACGCUCUAAAAGAAGACAGUGGCAUGUUCCUUGUUCCGAAGAAAAUCUGAAGAAAUCUACGACGAGCCUCAGCAAGCAAAGCUGAGGCCGGCGCUAGGCAAGCGGGCGACACGAAGCACAAGCUCUCCCCACCCGUGCCGCGCGAGCCCGCGCGUCCACGGGGAGGGGUCUGCGUCCAGAGGCAUACCAGCGGACGACAAAAAGACCACGAACAUUUCAUUUCAAUUUUUUCACGCUUUUGUACUAACAUUAUUUCCCUGCCCAAAACGUAAUACACCGUCUUGGGCGAGGAAGUGUGCGCGAGCUUUGUUAUCACUAUUGGCAAACAAGUUGACUUGUUUAAAGUCUCUACCGCGCGCCGGACAGAGAAGUCAAUUGUUUUUAUCAUUUUGUGCCGCACGGCAAUCUAGGGUACGUAAGCGAUAAUAAUUUUUAAUAAAAAGUUAGGAUUAUUUGUUUGGUGAUAAUGAAUGAGUGUGAAUGAAGUGAGACAGUUGAACUCCGGUGUAAAUCAAGCGAUACUCGAGUAAAACUCCAGUGGGACAUCAGUGAGGCUUCGCGAUGGAUUCCGACGAGUCCACGAUCAUCAUGGGCGCGGAGGUGGGGCCCGGGGGCCGGUCCCGGGAGGGCUCCCUCAUGCUGGGCGGCCUGGGGAGGUCCCCCUCGGGCUCGGCGCACACCCUAGGCAGCCUGGGCGGCCUCGGUGGGGGCGGCCUGGGCGGCAGCGGUGUGCAAUUCAUGGGGGGCAUGGCGUCCCUGGUGGAGCGCGCCAAGUUCUACACCUCUCUGUGCCUGGGCACCACGGCCAUCCUGUCCGUGUUCGCCUUCCUCUUCCUCAUCCCGUUCGUCGUGGACCCGGCCAUCUCGUCCAUCCUGGCCAACUACGAGCGCGAGGCCGUGACCUGCGUGGCCACGGACCACGUGUACACCGAAGGGCUGACCAACUGCUCCUGGGCCUCGUGCCGCGAGGGCUGCACCACUGCCACGCCCCGCUGCCACCAGAUCAGGGUCAACUACAGCCACGUGCCCUACCACACGUGGGCGCUCACGCAGGACCGCGCGUCGCUGCAGUGGGCCGUGACGGAGACGCGCUUCCUGGUUAACACGGAGGGCUGCGGCUACCCGCCGCGGGUCAACUGCUCCGAGUUCGCCAAGCAGUACGGCUACUCGCGGCUGGGGGUGCCCUUCCCCUGCUACUACUCGCGGGCCUACCCGCAGAUAGUCGUGGCGCGCUACUCCUGGGAGGAGACGCUGCGCCACCUGCUGCUGUCGCUCAUCGUGCCCAACGUGCUCUUCGGCGUGUCCGUGGGCGUGCUCUGCUACUGGUACUGUUGCCAGGGCAGCCAGGACACCGUGUCCUACGUUGAGAAGUUCUCCACCAAGGACGACGACGAGGACCCUGACGAGGACUUCGACGAGGAAGAAGAGUACUGACGACUCCUCGGGGGCGCCGUCGAGCUCCCCGCCGACCGCCCGGACUCCCCUCCGCCGUCGUCGAGGCACGGCGUCAACCGCAGGCGCCAGGACGCCCGGGAGCGGCCCGAGGCGGCGCGGCCUGGGGCGAGGCCAGCCCGACCCCGCCAUGUCACCCAAUGUUAGCCAAUGUUAGCUCAGCUCCUAAGGCUCGGAACCCGCGGAGCGGGCCAGACAGAUGCCAAAGUAUAUUUAGGCAAAAAUCUUUCUCAACUCUUUCGGCUUGCACAGCGCUAGCGAGCACAGCGUUAGUUGUUCUGUCUCGUAGAGGACGUGCUCAUUACAUAGGGCAUAGUGCCCAUAACUAAUGGGAUGGUACUACUGACGUACAGUGAUUUUCGAGGACCAUUUUAUGAGAUAAUUUGUACAUGUCCCGGGAGACGCUGGAUAUCGGCAUGCAGGAUGUGUGAUGUGGCGGGUUCGGACGAGCGGCACCCAGGCCCCAGCCCGGCCCUGAGCACCAGUCGGGCCACCUCCAUCAAGACUCAUGUACAUAAAAAUAUCUUUCUUGGGAUCCACCAAGGUGUUCUUACUUGUGCGACUGGAGUACACAUCAACAUCAAGUCGAUGUGGACGAGUGUGUGGACGAGUGUGUGUAAGUGUGUACGUAUGUGCGUUGUAUGUAAGAUCCAACGAGACCAAAGGUUACAAAAAUGUUUUUAAAAGGCGCUCGUUCUUUUGAGUAGAACGUUACAGUAGUUGCAGCGCAAUAUUAUGUGUUCAUAUCCUUGAGGAAAAAGUUGGGUCGAGUGAGGGUGGUGUCACCCUUAUGUGCCUUCCAUUAAUGUGAGCGUUUUUUGUAGUUCCCUUUUGUUCAAGUAGAGAUUGAACUUAUUCUGAACUAAACCGUUCAUGGCGUUUCUUCGGCAUUCGGGGAGCAGUACUUAGGGUAUUGUUGUGCGCCAGAGAACUGCAAAGGGCUUCUACGACCCACUAGGAUUAAGUUUGUUGUUGGUGGCGGCAUUGUAUAGGUAUGUGCUUCGUUCAGCUCAACUACUGUGAUAAGCUUUUUUUAAUGUAACAAAGAUAGAAGAUUGAUUGAUUAAUUACAAACUUUGAUUUGUCAUUAUAAAGAACAGCAGGAAGCAUCAGAGCGCAACCCAACAGAAUGCAAUAAUGUGGUUGUUAUUUUUCCCUAUUUUAUUUCCAGCGAUCGGUGUAUGAAGUGCUACACUCAUCCCUUUAACUUUUUAUCUGCAAAUGUUGUGAGAAAGUUGUCUGAAAACUUUGGAUAUUACAUCGGCUACAUUAAAAACACAUUGCUUUGUAAAGUUUUAUUGCCGGUGCUGUGAUUGAAUAUUGUAUGGAUACAACUUUGAAAAGAAUUGAGCGCGCAUUCAUGGAUAUUGUGUGAAUAGUAACUCAAAAGUAAGAUGCCCUUUUCCAGUUUGUAAUGUUCGAGCACGUCAGAUCUUUAGAUAAAAGUUUUGCAUUUCCUCUCUCUUUAACAGAUAAUUCUCGUUUGUGAAAAGCAAUAAUAACAUAGAAUACAAUUGAAGUAUUAGAUCUCAUUUUAUGGUUGACUUUUUGUGAUUUCUAUCUUUUAUUUGAAAUUUGCAAUUCUCCAGCAAAGUAGGUAUUUAUGUUUCUUUACUAUCUUAAAAUUAUGAGCUCUGUAGCAGUAUCGGCUAGUUGGAACAUUAGUAAAAACAACUAACAGCGGUAAAACAAUUUCUUUCCUCACUUCCUAAUAUUUGCUCUAAAAAUGUCUUUUACCUCAAUUCCGUUACUGUCUAUCAAAAUAGUUGAGAGGUCUAAUACUAAAAUCAAACUGGCUACCAAUCUUGAUGUUUGCCAUUGGUACAUUUGUGAUGCCCUUGACAUAGGGAAAAUAGAAUGUCACAGCAUAGUGUACUCUCAUUCUAAGUUCAUUUCUCACAUGUGUUCACAUUGUCUUCAUUUCUUCAAUUAACAAAGAAUUGAUUGGUACAAUAAAAUUAUGUAUAUUUGCAGAUCAA